Chaetomium globosum CBS 148.51 is the source of this 576-nucleotide messenger RNA. RefSeq lists its product as uncharacterized. The record is from RefSeq and is a predicted model, not a curated record. The transcript has 2 exons. The coding region runs from base 1 to 576 and encodes 191 amino acids. Lineage: Eukaryota; Fungi; Ascomycota; Sordariomycetes; Sordariales; Chaetomiaceae.
AUGGUUCUCUCGGGCUCAGUGUCCCUACAACGACGCGGACUCGGCGCGAAGGCGAUCUACACCCGCAUCGCCGACAAUUCGAACCACGGUCCAGGCCCGGGGGCGAGAGCGGGUUCUGGUUUGGAGGGGGAUGGUGGUGAGGGGUCGGGUGCUGGUGCCGGUUCUAAUGGCCGUCCCCGUCGCCGUGGCAAGCGUGCGGCUGCAGCUGCGGCUGCGGCUACGGCCAAGGAGGGGAAAGAUGGGGAUGGCUGGGAUGACUGGCAGGGGCUGGUGAAGGAUGGGUAUGAGACGGUAGAGGGCGAGGUGCUGGAUCCCUGGCUCUUGAGGACCAUGGCCGAUAGGAAGAAGCGGUCCCAGGGGGCGUUUGUGCAUAUGGCGGAAAGGAAAAAGGGUCGUGGGGAAUGGGCCAUCAAUGAGGACCAGUCUGCCGUGUUUCUGAUGCCGGGUUGCUAUGAUCCCACGCUGGUGGGCGAGGACAGCAGGAAGAACGCGCCUGGGGCCUUGACGGCGGCGGCUAUGGCUGGUGUGGAAACCGUUGGCCAUGCAGCUAAGCGCUGGGUAAAUUGUAGCCGGUAG